AUGAAGCCCCAUACAGUUACCAAAGACCAGAUCAAAUUAAGGGCAUUCCCCUUCUCAGUUCAAGAUGCAGCAAAGGAGUGGCUAUAUGACCUCCCGUCUGGUUCAAUAACAAGAUGGAAUGAACUCGCCAAACUCCUUUUAGAAAAAUAUUUUCCCGAGGCGAAAGUAUGGAAUCUACACAGAGAGAUUCUAGGUAUAAAGCAAGGCAAAAGAGAAGCUCUCCACACUUAUUGGGAGCGAUUCAAGAAGCUGUUAGUCCGAUGUCCACAACAUGACAUUAGUGAUUAUCAGUUAUAUCAGUGUUUCUGCGAAGGAUUGAUACCUAUGGAGAGGCGACUAAUAAAUGCAUCUAGUGGAGGGUCACUUUCAGACAUGACACCAACAAAGAUCAGGGCAUUAAUAGAGAAGCUGGCCAAUGAAUCAAAACAUUCAACAACUAAGGAAGAGUGGUACCCAGACCAUCCAAGAGGAGUCAAGGAGAUAAGUAAUGCCCACCUGGAAUCCCAGAUUUUAGAAUUGACUAAAGAUGUCCUUUUGUUGACAAAAGAAAAAGGUAUUGAGCCAAUGGUCAAACCUUGUGGGGUCUACUGCAAAACCGGGCACCCAACUGAUAUGUGCCCACUACUUCAAGAAGCUAAUGAAUCUGUGCAAGAUAUGGGAGGAUUUCAGCAAAGGCCAUUUGAUCAACAUCGCAACAACCAAGCUUGGGGUGGGCCUCAAAAUAACAAUUUCCAGCCAAGACCUCAACAGAACUUUCAGCAAAGAAACCAAUACCAAUCUCCACCUGGGUUCCAAGAACCUUUUCAGCAAAAUCAGCACCAAAGCAACUUUCAGCAACCACCUGUUCAACCACAACAUGUCUUUAGAAGACAUAGUUAA
Molecule: messenger RNA, 879 nt
Organism: Lactuca sativa (garden lettuce)
Lineage: Eukaryota; Viridiplantae; Streptophyta; Magnoliopsida; Asterales; Asteraceae
Source: RefSeq, a predicted model, not a curated record